AUGGAAGUAAAAACUAUAACGACUGAUGGAUUUUUCCGUGUAUUUACUUCUUGUCCACUUGAUCCAAAGACAUUCAUUCUCGACGUCCGCCCGCAGAAGGAAUUUGUCAAACAACAUGAUUAUUCAAAGAAUAGCUAUGACGUGAGCUGGAGCCCUGACUGCUGGUGGGACAAGGCUGUCAUUGUGUAUGGCGACUCCAAGCUGAAGAGGGACCACCCAGUCGUGGCCUUCCUCGCCAAUGACAAGCAUGCAAAAUCCCUGGCAAUCUACAAAGAGGGGUUUGAAGGCUUUGCAAAGGCUUACCCGUUCCUGUGCUCUGCUUCUGUGAAGAACAAUGCCGUGAAGAGGUACCCCGGUGAGAUUGUGCCCAAGGUCCUGUAUCUGGGAGACUGGGAGCACGCGCAGCAGACAGAGCGGAUGGAUGAGCUCAACAUCCGCAGGGUGAUCACCAUCCACAACAACCCGGAGAACAUGCAGCUGCCCUCCAGGUUCAAGCACCUGCGCCUGCAGCUGGCAGAUGUGGACACGCAGGACGUGUCCAAGUUCUUCGCGCCAACCUAUACCUUCAUUGAGGAGGCGCGUGCCGCCAACGAAGGGGUGCUGGUGCACUGUGGGGCGGGGGUGAGCCGUUCGGCUUCGCUGUGCAUAGCGUACCUGAUGCGCCGGUUCACGUGGCCGGCUGGGCGCGCGCGCGAGCACUGCAAGCAGCGCCGCAGCCUGGUCAACCCCAACCAGGGCUUCUGGCGCUCCCUCUGCGCCUUCGAGGAGCAGCUGGGCAUCACUGACAGGAGCGAUCCAGCAGACACAGAGGACUUCCACGGAGCGGACGCGCCUGCGCUGCUGGACGAGGGUGCAGCCGGCGAGAAGGUGGCAGUGCGCUUUUUGCCUGCCGGCCAGCGCAAGCCGGCGGAUGGUGCAGCCGCCGCCAACGGCGUGAGCAAGGAGGGCAAGGUGGUGGGCAGCAUGGAGCUGGGUCUGCAGAGCAUCGCUGACAAGGUGGUGUUUGGGCGAGCGCCCACCUGCGACGUUGUACUAGAGCACCUGUCCAUCUCUCGCCAGCACGCCACGCUGUCCACUGACACCGCCGGCAACCUGUUCAUCACUGACCUCGGCUCAGGGCAUGGCACGAAUGUGGACGGUGCAUGGAUACGUGCCAAUGAACCGCGGCUUCUGAAGAAGGGUGCCACCUUCAAACUCGCGGCCAGCACCCGUGAUUACAAGCUUCUCGCCGGGGUCCUUGGAGCUGAGCACCAGAGGGAUGACGGAGAUGCCUCGCAGGCGCAGCUCGGUUUGGUGCAGCUCUGA
Messenger RNA from Coccomyxa subellipsoidea C-169, 1305 nucleotides. Its product is annotated as phosphatases II. The transcript is spliced from 10 exons. The record is from RefSeq and is a predicted model, not a curated record. The coding region runs from base 1 to 1305 and encodes 434 amino acids. Gene Ontology annotation, molecular function: protein tyrosine/threonine phosphatase activity; MAP kinase tyrosine/serine/threonine phosphatase activity; protein binding. Gene Ontology annotation, biological process: negative regulation of MAPK cascade; protein dephosphorylation. Lineage: Eukaryota; Viridiplantae; Chlorophyta; Trebouxiophyceae; Coccomyxaceae. Gene Ontology annotation, cellular component: cytoplasm.